UGAGCAGGCGGAAUCGCCGAUUAAUCGCCAGACGAAAUGAUCGUGGGUCGCUCUCUUGUCGUUUCGCCAGCCCGCCUCUUUAAAUCGCCACCCAUUCUCACUUCUUCGCCUCGUCGACAACUCUCUCUCUCUCUCUCUCUCUAAAAUAGCUUCCAGCACAAGAGCACCGAAAAAAAAAAUGGCGGCACUUCCAAAAUCUCCACUGCGCGACUCGGCUUUCGAGGUCGACAAGCUUACCAACGAAAUCUUCUCCAUCCUCGAGAACAAGUUCCUCUUCGGCUACGACUCCCCCAACUUCGCCGCCCCAAAAACCCACCAACCUGGCAAGCUCGCCGCCGGCAAAGUCAGGAUCCUCUCCAUCGACGGCGGCGGCGCCACCGACGGGGUCCUCGCCGCCAAGUCCCUCGUCCACCUCGAGGCGUCUCUCCGCCUGAGGUCCGGCGAUCCGAAUGCUCGCAUCGCCGACUUCUUCGACGUCGCCGCCGGCUCCGGCUCCGGCGGGAUCCUGGCCGCGCUGCUCUUCACGCGCCGGAAGGACGCCGGAGAAGGCGGCCCUCCCACGAUCGCGGCGGAGGAGGCCCUGAGGUUCCUCGCCCGCUGCCGGAAGGCGUCCCGGGGGCGGCGAAUGUUCCGGCGUCGGUGGCCGGGGGGCGGGGCGGAGAAGAAGCUGCUGAGAAGGGCGUUCGCGGACGAGCUCACGAUGCGAGACACGGUCAAGCCGGUCCUGAUCCCUUGCUACGACCUCGAGUCCCGCGCGCCCUUUGUGUUCUCGCGCGCGGACGCGCUCGAGAUGGACGGCUACGACUUCAAGCUGAGGGACGUGUGCGCGGCGACGGUGGCGGAGAGGCCGAUGGAGCUGAGGUCCGUCGACGGGAGGACGAGAAUCGUGGGAGUCGACGGGCGGGUGGCGAUGAAUAACCCGACGGCCGCGGCCAUCACGCACGUGCUGAAUAACAAGCAGGAGUUCCCGUUCUGCAACGGCCUGGAGGACCUGCUGGUGCUCUCCUUGGGGAAUGGCGGGUCGGAUUUUGAAGAUCCGGGCCGGUCCGGGCUCGCCCGGAUCACUGAAGAUGGAGCUUCUGCCAUGGUGGAUCAAGCUGUGUCCAUGGCAUUUGGUGAAUCAGGAAAGCACAAUUACGUCCGCAUUCAGGCGAACGGUUUCGCCGGAGCAAGGCAAGGCCUCGCCAAGCAUAAGAAGAAGACCAGAGACAUAUUGGAAAGCGCCGAGGAGAUGUUAGCGCAGAAGCACGUAGAUUCGGUACUGUUCCAGGGGAAGAAGAUGGGCGAGAGGACCAACAUAGACAGACUGGAGCUGUUUUCCGGGGAAAUCCUCAAGGAGGAAGAGAGGAGGAAAACCAGCAUACUGCCGACCGUCGUUCUGAAGCGGAGCUCCCCGCAUUCGACAAGAACGUCGUCCGCCACUUCUCUCUCUGUUUCGUCUUCGGUGUAGAUCGAGAAGGAGAAGCUAAGAAAUGCGCUCCUGGACAUGGUUUUUUGGUGGAAUUUUGGUUUGUCGAACCGAUCCAUUUGGUCGCGGUUGAACAGAAAUCGCGACCCGAGUUCGAGCUGAAGCAAAUUCGUUAAGAAGGGGGUCACUUUGGCAUCCGAUCAACUUGGUUUGGUUUUAACUAAAUUAAUCAGGUGAAGGCUUGGUUUUAUGAGUUCAGGGGCCAAGGAGAUUAGUUUUUCUUCCUAGUGUUUUGUCCCCAACCUUGUAAUGGGACAGUCGAUAUGGAUCCUGGCAUUGAACUUUUGACUUACGGGCGAUGUUCCAAGCAAAUUUAGAAGCACUAGUAUUAAUUCGUGUUAGCCUAUGAUAUCUUUCUUAUAAUCCUCGUAAAUGAGAAGCAGCAAGAUAGUAAUCGUGCCAC
Molecule: messenger RNA, 1871 nt
Organism: Rhodamnia argentea
Lineage: Eukaryota; Viridiplantae; Streptophyta; Magnoliopsida; Myrtales; Myrtaceae
Product: patatin-like protein 7
Exons: 3
Coding region: 179-1450 (423 amino acids)
Biological process (GO): lipid metabolic process
Source: RefSeq, a predicted model, not a curated record